GGCUAGGAGGAGGUGGGGAGGGGUGGUGCGACCCUCUGUCCCCGCCCCGGAGGCGGAGCGAGGUCCGAGCCUGAGGAGCCUGACACCGCUGGAAAUCGGUCCCGGCCUUCCUCCCCUGCUCCCGCCUCUCCCCCGCCCCCGCCCCUUUCGGGGAGACCCGACCCCCUCCUUCUGUCCGCCGCCCACAAGACCCAGUAUUCCCGAUCCCCCGGCCCUCGGGCCCCGGCGUCUGUGCAGGUGCAGCGCGCCACCUCCCUCCCACCCCGGCGCAUCCCUCUGGGCGGCCAUGGCGCGAGGAGACGCCCCACAAGACAGCUACCACCUGGUCGGGAUCAGCUUCUUCAUCUUGGGCCUGGGCACGCUCCUUCCCUGGAACUUCUUCAUUACGGCCAUCCCGUACUUCCAGGGCCGGCUGGCAGGGGCCAACACCACCACCACCACCGGCACCCUGGACAGCAACCACACCGUCCCCGCAGACGCCUUCAACUUCAACAACUGGGUGACGCUGCUGUCCCAGCUGCCCCUGCUGCUCUUCACUCUCCUCAACUCCUUCCUGUACCAGUGCGUCCCUGAGACGGUGCGGAUUCUGGGCAGCCUGCUGGCCAUCCUGCUGCUCUUCGCCCUGACGGCGGCGUUGGUCAAGGUGGACAUGAGCCCUGGGCCCUUCUUCUCCAUCACCAUGGCGUCUGUUUGGUUCAUCAACUCCUUCUGUGCAGUUCUGCAGGGCAGCCUCUUCGGGCAGCUGGGCACCAUGCCUUCCACCUACAGCACCCUCUUCCUCAGUGGCCAGGGCCUGGCUGGGAUCUUCGCUGCCCUGGCCAUGCUCAUGUCCAUGGCCAGUGGCGUGGAUGCCCAGACCUCCGCCCUGGGGUACUUCAUCACACCCUGCGUGGGCAUCUUCAUGUCCAUCGUGUGUUACCUGAGCCUGCCCCACCUGGAGUUUGCCCGCUACUACCUAGCCAAGAAACCGUCACAGGCGCCAGGGCAGGAGCUGGAGACCAAAGCUGAGCUCCUCCAGUCUGAUGAGAAGAACGGUAUUCCCAACAGUCCCCAGAAGGUAGCCCUGACUCUGGAUCUGGACGCUGAGAAGGAGCCAGAACUGGAGCCUGAGGAGCCCCAGAAGCCAGGAAAACCUUCAGUUUUCAUUGUCUUCCAAAAGAUCUGGUUGACGGCGGUGUGCCUUGUGCUUGUCUUCACUGUCACUCUGUCUGUGUUCCCUGCAAUCACCGCCAUGGUGACCAGCUCCACCAGUCCUGGGAAGUGGAGUCGGUUCUUCAACCCCAUCUGCUGCUUCCUUCUCUUCAACAUCAUGGACUGGGUAGGACGGAGCCUGACCUCCUACUUCCUGUGGCCGGACGAGGACAGCCGGCUGCUGCCUCUGCUUGUCGGCCUGCGAAUCCUGUUCGUGCCACUCUUCAUGCUGUGCCACGUGCCCGAGAGGUCCCGGCUGCCCGUCCUCUUCCCACAGGAUGCCUACUUCGUCACUUUCAUGCUGCUCUUCGCUGUCUCCAACGGCUAUCUGAUGUCCCUCACCAUGUGCCUGGCGCCCAGGCAGGUGCUACCACACGAGAGGGAGGUGGCUGGCACGCUCAUGACCUUCUUCUUGGCCCUGGGGCUCUCCUGUGGAGCCGCCUUUUCCUUCCUCUUCAAGGCUCUGCUCUGAAGUGUUCCGUCCAGGGCUCGCCCACAGCUCUCUCCUCGCUGCCCCUUGGGAGCUGAGACCCCAACGCAGGGGGAAUGGCGAGCCAGGUUCAAGCCUCUGCUGGGCGGGGGCCCCUUGGUCUGGAGGUGCCAGGAGGAGGCGGGGUGCUCUCCUUCCCGGGCUGGUGUCCACUUGGGAGCUGCAAGGAAAAAUUCACCAGCGGUCAUUCUGACCCUCACCCAGGAAUGGAGCCGACACACAGAGACGGACUAUUUAGAGAUGCGCAAGACCUCAUCCCAAGGGCGCCGAUCAGGGAAAAGACGGCCAGGAGUCUAUCUGUUAAUUUCAAGAAAUGCGCUUGCUGAUCUGUGGGGGUCGGAGGCCACCAGUGGGGUCUUGCCAAGGGUGUGGCUGGUGGGGCCCAGCCUCUGGCUGAGAGUGGGAGUGGGGAGUUGCUCGUCUCCCCAGGCUGCAGUAACCCCAGGAUCAAAUCUCUCAGACCCCAGGGCAGAGGAUGCCAGGGAAGCUGAGGGCAGCGGGGAGAAGGAGCAGACAUUAGGGAUCUGAGGGUACUCACGGGACCCUGUGGGGCUUAAACAGUGUUUUCAUUGCCAACACCUAACUGUCUCCACUCCCCAGAGCCUGGCUGGGCCUCGGUCUCGGAGCUGCAGUGGGCUUUCACGGGUGCGCGUCUCUUUACAGUGUGCAAAGCUCUUCUGUCCCCGAGUCACACUGAGACCUUUGGGGGGAGCCAGGUAGGGAUCGUGCGCUCCCCGCGUGCAGGUGAGGAAACCAAGUCUCGGGGGGAAACGACUGGUCCGUGGCAGAGCCGGGACCCAGCCCCCACCCCCUCCUCCCUGGAGGUGCUGUUCUUCCUGCCCACUACCUGCUUCUCUUUCCUUCAAGAGGCUCAAGGCAGGAGUCCUAAGCGCUUACUCCACGUUUUGGCUGUUCCUCCCUCCAAUCCUGCUCCUGGGUCUAAUAACAACCUUCUUCAUUUGUA
Molecule: messenger RNA, 2645 nt
Organism: Mustela erminea (ermine)
Lineage: Eukaryota; Metazoa; Chordata; Mammalia; Carnivora; Mustelidae
Gene: SLC29A2
Product: solute carrier family 29 member 2
Exons: 12
Coding region: 287-1663 (458 amino acids)
Biological process (GO): thymine transport; uridine transmembrane transport; nucleoside transmembrane transport
Cellular component (GO): plasma membrane; basolateral plasma membrane
Molecular function (GO): nucleoside transmembrane transporter activity
Source: RefSeq, a predicted model, not a curated record